Molecule: messenger RNA, 2479 nt
Organism: Medicago truncatula (barrel medic)
Lineage: Eukaryota; Viridiplantae; Streptophyta; Magnoliopsida; Fabales; Fabaceae
Product: wall-associated receptor kinase-like 1
Exons: 2
Coding region: 75-2114 (679 amino acids)
Biological process (GO): protein phosphorylation; cell surface receptor signaling pathway
Cellular component (GO): plasma membrane
Molecular function (GO): protein serine/threonine kinase activity; ATP binding
Source: RefSeq, a predicted model, not a curated record
AACUAAACCAUCUCUUUAAACACUGAAAACAAUUGAAGUGUAACUCAUUUCUUGUCUUCUCUAGAAACUUAAUCAUGGAACUUUACAACUACAUUCUUCACUUCACAGUUCUGUUCCUAUGCAUGUUUUCUCAGUUAUUCAACUGCCAGCAAGUAUACCUCAAUAACACUGUCUUUGACUGCACUAACCCCUCUACUGUACCAAAAGGAUACCUCUGCAAUGGCCUUAAAAAAUCAUGUACUUCCUUUUUAGUUUUCAAGUCAAAACCUCUCUAUGAUAACCCUACAAAAAUUGCCUACCUUCUUCGCUCUGAAGCAUCAGCCAUAGCCUCAAUCAAUAAGAUCCCUUUAAAUGAAAAGAUUCCUUCAAAUAAAUCAAUCAUUGUCCCAGUCUUUUGUUCAUGUGAUGGAAAUAUCUACCAGCAUAGUACAUCUUACUCUGUAAAGCAGAAUGAUACUUACUAUGAGUUGGUAAAAGAAACUUACCAAGGCCUUACAACCUGCCAGGCAUUGAUGGGUCAGAACUACUAUGCUCCUGUCUCAAUUCAACUUGAUGCUGAGCUCACAGUUCCAAUACUAUGUGCUUGUCCCACAGCAAACCUGACGGCAAAAGGGGUUACCUCCUUACUCGUUCACAUGGUGAACUAUGGUGAAACGGUUAAGUCGAUAGGAGAAGCUUAUGGUGUUGAUGAACAUAGUAUGCGAGAGGCCAAUGAGUUGUCAGGGCUGCAAAGUGCAAACAGCAGUGUGAUCCUCUUUGCAUCGACGCCUAUACUAGUUCCUCUGAGACGCAAGAAUUGUAAAGAGAACUCAGAUAGAUUCUAUUGCAAAUGUUCCGAGGCACUACAUGGAGAUGAAAGCUCCAAGGGGAUCUACUGUGACGAAUCUCCUAGACGAAAAGUUCCUGCAAAAUUGGUUGCUGCCUCAGGUAUGGGAAUUGGUACAGUCUUACUGUGUUUGUUUCUUUUGAGUUGCAAAUUAUAUCAACACAUAAAGAAAAGGAGAGCAAGUACUCAUAAGGAAAAGUUAUUCAGGCAAAACGGUGGUUACUUGUUACAAGAGAAGUUAUCAUCUUAUGGAAAUGGAGAAAUGGCAAAGCUUUUUACGGCAGAAGAGCUGCAAAGAGCAACAGAUAACUACAACCGGAGUAGAUUUCUUGGUCAAGGUGGCUAUGGCACGGUGUACAAAGGAAUGUUACCAGAUGGAACCAUAGUUGCAGUUAAAAAGUCAAAAGAACUAGAAAGGAACCAGAUAGAGACUUUUGUCAAUGAAGUGGUCAUCUUGUCACAGAUCAACCACAGGAAUAUUGUCAAACUCUUAGGCUGUUGUCUUGAAACAGAAACUCCAUUACUAGUUUAUGAAUUUAUUCCCAACGGAACUCUUUCCCAACAUAUACAUAUGAAAGACCAAGAGUCCUCCCUUUCAUGGGAAAACCGCCUAAGAAUUGCAUGUGAAGUUGCUGGAGCAGUGGCAUAUAUGCAUUUUUCGGCUUCUAUUCCAAUCUUCCACAGAGACAUAAAACCCACAAACAUACUACUAGACAGUAACUUUAGUGCCAAGGUAUCUGAUUUUGGGACAUCAAGAUCAAUACCACUAGAUAAGACUCACCUAACCACAUUUGUAGGUGGAACUUACGGGUACAUAGAUCCUGAAUAUUUCCAGUCCAAUCAAUUCACUAAUAAGAGUGAUGUAUACAGUUUCGGGGUCGUGCUUGUAGAGCUCAUAACCAGUAGAAAGCCUAUUUCAUUCUAUGAUGAAGAUGACGGUCAGAAUUUGAUUGCACAUUUCAUUUCAGUGAUGAAGGAGAACCAAGUUUCUCAAAUUAUAGAUGCUAGACUGCAAAAGGAAGCAGGGAAAGACACCAUUCUUGCCAUUUCAAGUCUUGCAAGGAGAUGCUUGAGACUUAAUCAUAAGAAAAGACCAACAAUGAAAGAAGUUUCAGCAGAAUUAGAAACACUAAGAAAGGCACAAAGUUCUUUUGAAAUCAACCAUGAUCAUGAUUCUUCAUCAAGUGAUGAAGAAUCAUUUGGGCACGGAAUUAAUGAAUCAACAGACCAAGAGUCCAAAGAGGAAAGCAAUUUAUUUUCCUUACAAAUAGAAUCCGCGUCCUUCUGAAUCACCGGAUUGAUACUCCUUUUUUGCUACCCCCAACGUAAUUAGUAGUCCUUGACUCUCAAAUCCCAAUAGUUAUCCACACAGGUUAGGCCCUUUAGAUCCACUCUAGGACUAAUUCUCGAGUUGGCAGUAGGGCAUCUAGUUUUUUACACGCAGGGUUGGGCUACCUUAUACUUGAUUCAUUAUGUUUUGUGCUUGAUUUUCAGCAUAGGAAUGAAGAUGUAUCUAUACUAUAGAUGGCUUAGGAUAAAUGACUUAUAUUAUUUAGCUUGUUUAAAUCAAAAAUUGGACAAACAAUUGUUAGUAAUUACUCCGCUCUGUUUCAUAAUAAUAGUCACUUCUGCAUUUUUUUAUCCGUCUUAAAA